AGAGCAGAGCAGGCCACUCACAACACAACUGCUCUUACUUCUUACCAGGGCAGUAUUUCUUUACUCUGAACCACCUGCUUCAACUUUAUUGGGAGCAGCCAACCAGAACUGAAGCUUUGCCCUCUGGAGGAAACAUGGAUAUUUAACUGCUUCAAGUGAGAGCAUCUGUAGAGCUGCGGCCUCUAAACAGCCAUCAUGGGCAAUGUGAUGAGGCAGGAAAAGACUAACCCAGAGCCUAACAACUUUGACACCAUGUUCAAAGACUGUGACAGUCUUGUGGUGCUCUCUGAUUACCCAUGUCGAGACAUUAGUGAACCGAUCUUUAGGAUAGGGGAGAAACUCAAAGGUCUCUCCGAAGAUGGUUGCUGGUGGAAAGUCCGUUCUCUUCAAACAGGAACUGAGAAUUACAUUCCAAGUAAUUAUGUGGCAAAGGUUUAUCAUGGAUGGCUGUUUGAGGGGAUUAGCAGACAGAAGGCAGAAGAGCUUUUGUCAUUGCCUGGUAACAGUGUUGGAUCAUUCCUUAUUAGAGAAAGUCCGAGAGAAAGAGGUGUAUAUUCUCUCUCUGUGAGACACAGGACCAUAAAGCACUAUAAAAUAUUCCGUCUGACUAAUAGCUGGUACUACAUCUCCCCACGGCUUACCUUUCAGUGUCUGGAGGACAUGGUCAGUCACUACUCUGACUCAUCGGAUGGAAUAUGUUGUGUUCUCAGCGUUCCGUGUCUGGCUCUGUCCAGCCCUGCCCCGAGCACAACCCAGGAAGUGCCUCCUGUGGUAAUGCGCCGUAACUUGGAUUGGAAGAAAGUGAAUAAGUCACAGCUGAUGAGCCCAAGCGAGCUGGAUAAUGCAGACAGCAAAGAUAACAUGAUGAGCUACGGUGUGAGGAGCAGUAUAGCCGCCUAUCUAUCUUUAACAUCAGUAUCUGAGCUAGAGAACGCCAAAGGCCGAAAGAAGAAGAGCAAGUCUGUCUACGUGAUGCCUGACCACAGUAAUAUGAAUGAAGAUGAGGACUAUUAGCUCAUGAGCGCAGACUUUUAAUAUUUUAAUUUUAACCAACACAUUGCUAUGGACUGUAAUAUUUUUGCACUGGGUUAAGCGAAUCUUUCACAUACAUGCCCAGGUCACUUUUCUAUGGAAGCCGUUUCUGACACUUCUGAGUUUACAUCUCACAAUUCUACGUUUACAUUUCACAAUUCUGACUUUUUUUCUCAGAAUUCUGAUUUAACAUCUCAUAAUCCUGUUUUUUGUUGUUUGUGCCAUGGAAUAAAAAUGAAAAAAGUAAUUGCAAAUUUUUAUCUUACAAUUCUGACUUUUUUUCUCAGAAUUAUGAGUUUAUGUCUCAUAAUUCUGAAUUCUCAGUGAGAUCAGUUUGUCAGUCAGUCAAAACUGUGAGAUAAAAAGACAGUUACCUUUUUUUUAAAUUCUGUGAUGGAAACUGGCUUCCAUAAAUUUCACCCUAAAAUCAAAUAGAAAAAAGUGAUUUUUUUUUCACGAUGGUUGUUCACAUUUACUGUAGUGUGUUUGGAUGUUUUACUUUUGAGUAUUUUUUUUGUAAAUUCCAAUUAUUCUCAGUGGUGAGACAUUAGAUUCUUAGCAAUAUAUGAAAUUUCACUAUUAAACUUCACUAUUAAAGUAAAUCAAGAAAAAUGUUGACACACUACUUUUUUCUUGAUUUACUUUAUGUAGCCAAGCACCAAAGAAGAGCAUGCUUUUUUUUUUUUUUUUUUUACUUUUGAACUUCACUAUGAAGCACAGUUUCUUCUUUAAAAACACUGAAGCCAAAAUGUUACUAAAUAAUGCAGCAACAGAAUGUUACAGGAACAAGUUUAUAGCAAUACUUGACUUAACCUUUUAUGAAUAUUUGUGGGUGUGUGUAAAUUCAUAAGCACUUAUAAUUUAAUGUACAUACAGUAUGUCUUUAUCAAAGAGCCACUGUUUUCUUUCUUUAAACUAGUAGGUGGCAUGUUUAAUUAAAAGAAUGAGAGAUGGGAGACUUUCUCUUAUAUUUUAACCUU
Molecule: messenger RNA, 2012 nt
Organism: Onychostoma macrolepis
Lineage: Eukaryota; Metazoa; Chordata; Actinopteri; Cypriniformes; Cyprinidae
Gene: sla1a
Product: Src like adaptor 1a
Exons: 8
Coding region: 196-1014 (272 amino acids)
Molecular function (GO): protein binding
Source: RefSeq, a predicted model, not a curated record